GUGCGAUUAGUUUCCUUCGAUUCAAAAUUCAAUCGUCGCCUGCGCUUGUUGGAGAUCUAAAGGCCUUCUUUUCUUCAUUUGAUGCUUUGGCACCUGACUAUUCUUGUGGAAGUGAUGCUUUUGCUCUUUAA
Messenger RNA from Dentiscutata heterogama, 131 nucleotides. NCBI's taxonomy places the organism in Eukaryota, Fungi, Glomeromycota, Glomeromycetes, Diversisporales, Gigasporaceae. The record is from the annotation of a GenBank genome assembly.